Molecule: messenger RNA, 1209 nt
Organism: Vanessa tameamea
Lineage: Eukaryota; Metazoa; Arthropoda; Insecta; Lepidoptera; Nymphalidae
Exons: 5
Coding region: 164-1165 (333 amino acids)
Source: RefSeq, a predicted model, not a curated record
AAUUGUCAAUUGUCAAUAAUAUUAUUAUGUCGCAAUAUAGAUAGUACUUAGUUGUGGUUUUCACCUUAAUAUUGUUAAAUUAUUAUUUAUAAUGACGUUUUAUUAAGUUUCACUACUUACCAGUUUUAUUGUAAAUUUAUUUUCAUAUUAGAUCCAUAGAUCCAUGUUUAAAAAAGAAAGUUAUCCUACCUAUAAAAUGGGAACACAAAUUUUGCCAGGGAAAUUACAAAAGCCUUAUCAAUUACACAGAGCUAACAGUGGUGCAAUUCAAUUUCAGAUGAUUAAGAGAUUGAAUGAUGCAGAUGCAGAAUCUCUUAUAGUUCUUAUUUCUAAAGAGUGUCCACACAAUGAAGUAUACUCGAUUCAUUUUAAUUAUGUAUCUGGUACAAUAAAUUUAAAAAUAUCAGAAAUAGAGAAAGGCAUUAAUAUUCGAACAUCCAAGUUUUUCAUUCCAUUAAAAAGUCAAGAAUUUUGGUUGUCCUGGUAUAAUAAUGAACUAUGUAUGGGUUUUAAAUGUGAACCACCUUUUUUAGUACAUCUAGGAAAUUCAAAAGCAAAGAAUAUUGGAUUUAUAAAACUAGAAGUAUCAACGAGCAUAGAUUGGGUUAUAAAAUCUCCUCCAAUUGCAAUUAAACCCUUGCAAUAUAAACAUAUUGAUGGUGGAAAACUACAUUGGGCAAAAAUUUGCAACAACAAACUACCAUCUGAUGCUUUGAUUGGUGGAUACGAAAAUGAACCUAUAUAUAUAGCUCGGGCAAAACAUAAUGGGUCUUUAUGUCCUGGCAAGUACAUACCAUCACAUCAAUGCGCUUAUAUUCCUUGGGGGUUUCAAGAAUAUAAAAAACUUGACUUUGAGAUUCUUUGUGGCUAUAAUGCAAUAUGGAUGAAAUGUAAAGAACAUUAUGUACCGGAAACCGUUUUUAUAGCCGGAAACUCUGAAGUUAACGGUGAACAUCUGUAUAUAGGUAGAGCAAUGAUCGAUACAGAUCUUGUUGUCGGCAAGGUGCACAUGCUGUAUAAAACUUGCUAUCUUCCAUACAAAGGUUCUGAAGUUGAAAGACAGACAUAUGAAAUACUAGUAAAUGGUGACAAAAAUGAACGUGGAAUUACAGGCAUUAUUAAAUGUCAAAUGAAUCCUAUGAAAGCUAUACAACCAUGUAUUUAAGUAAAAAAUGUGAUACUAUCUUAUAAGUAAAGAAUUACUCUCUA